AUGCUUUCUCGAAUUGCUGUUCGACACGUUUCGCGUAGUUCAAUUUCAAUGGCUGGAGUAAGUAAAUAAAACUAGAGUGUAGUUUGAGAAGAGAGUGUAAACUAAAAUUUUGAAGUGUGACCUUUUUCAUUUUUCUAAAAAAUAAUCUCUUCAUUUCCAUUUUUCCUAUCUACAAAAUGUCCAAGGUUUUGCAAAACCACCAAAUUUUCCAUUUUCAAUCCACAUUUCAUAUUGGUUUUUUGCAGAUUCGUAAAGAACGUGAUACCUUCGGUGAACUCGAUGUUCCGGCUGAUAAAUAUUACGGUGCCCAAACUGCUCGUUCUCAAAUGAACUUCAAAAUUGGUGGACCCGAAGAACAUAUGCCACUCCCAGUUAUUCAUGCUUUUGGAAUCUUGAAAAAGGCGGCUGCUUUGGUCAACACCGAAUUUGGAUUGGAUAAGAAAUUGGCGGAUGCUAUCUCGCAGGUUUGUGAAUCUCUGGGGGAGGGGGAUCUGACUCUGAGUUUGGAGAAUUCGAGCAAGAAUUUGUAUUAUCGAAACAUCAAAAAUUCCACAAAUAAACUCAGAAUAUCUAGAAUUCUGAUUUCAAAUGUUUCUAGGCUGCUGAAGAAGUAACUGCUGGAAAACUCGAUGAUCAUUUCCCACUUGUUGUUUGGCAAACUGGUUCAGGAACUCAAUCAAACAUGAAUGUAAAUGAAGUUAUCUCAAAUCGCGCCAUCGAAAUUCUCGGAGGUGAACUUGGAUCAAAAAAGCCAGUUCAUCCAAAUGAUCACGUAAAUAUGUCACAAUCAUCAAAUGACACUUUCCCAACAGCAAUGCAUAUUGCAGUUGGAAGAGAAAUCAAUUCGAGACUUUUUGCCAGCAUUGAAAAAACUUCGUGGAGCUUUGAAUGAUAAAGCUGUCGAAUUUAAGGAUAUUAUCAAGAUUGGAAGAACUCAUACACAAGAUGCUGUUCCACUUACACUUGGACAAGAAUUUUCGGCAUAUGUUCAACAAGUUGAUAAUUCGAUUGCUAGAAUUGAAGCAACUUUGCCAAGAUUAUAUGAAUUGGCGGCUGGUGGAACUGCUGUUGGAACUGGUUUGAAUACAAGAAUUGGAUUUGCUGAAGGUGUUGCAAGGUUAGAUUUUGAGGGUGUAUUUAGCGAGCUGAUCAAGCUGAAAAUCUAGAAUGCCACGAAAUUUUACUUGAAAAAUUCUCGAGUUCAACCUGAAAAUUUAUCUAUUAUGAGGAGGAGAGGGAUUUGUAGCGGGAUUGAGCUGAAAACCUUAGAUUCCACGAAAUUCUACUUGAAACCCUCUUAAAAAAUUCUCGAGUUCAACCUGAACGUUUUUCAAGCAAAUUUUGAACGUUUAUAAUGAAGCUCCCAACCUUUAAAAUAAUUUUUUUGAAUUAAAAAUUCUGGGAAAGUUCUGAACUUUUCAGAAUCUGAAAUGAAAUUUCAAAAAUUCACCUAACAAUCAUGGAAAUUAUACAAAUUAUUCAAAACUUCAAAAAAUGUCUUUGAAAUUUUCAAAUUCAAAAAUUAAGGUGAAAACCAGAAAUUGAAAUUUUUUUUUUAAUUUACGUCAGAAUUUUUCUUUGAAUUUUUCAAAUUUUUCCCGCGAUUUCGGCUUUCUUCAUGUAGAUUCAUCAGAAUUUUUUCAGGCUUUCAGGAACUUUUAUAAUUUUUUCUAGCUUCUCAUAGAAUUUCUCAAAAUAUGGAUUUUUGUUUUUUUGGUUAUAAGCUCUCAAAUUUCCCAAUGGAACUAAUUUUCUCACGGCUUACUGUAUUUUGAUUGAUUUUUAAUUGCUCAUUUGUUAGCUUUCAUAGCCCAUAAAAUAUAUUAAUGAGCAAUCAGUGAUUUAAAUUUAAAAUGAUCCCUGACCUAUUCCAAUUCAAUUGUUUUUGCAGCAAAGUUGCCCAAAUCACCGGUCUUCCAUUUGUGACAUCUCCAAAUAAAUUCGAAUCACUCGCAGCUCACGAUGCUCUUGUCGAAGUUCACGGUGCAUUGAACACCAUCGCUGUUUCAUUCAUGAAAAUCGGAAACGACAUCAGAUUCCUCGGAUCUGGACCAAGAUGUGGAUUGGGAGAAUUAUCAUUGCCAGAAAAUGAACCGGGAAGUUCAAUUAUGCCAGGAAAAGUGAAUCCAACACAAUGCGAAGCAAUUACAAUGGUUGCUGCACAAGUUAUGGGAAAUCAAGUUGCUGUUUCAGUUGGUGGAUCAAAUGGACAUUUUGAAUUGAAUGUAUUCAAACCAUUAAUUGUUCGAAAUGUUUUGCAAUCAACGAGAUUAUUGGCUGACUCAGCUGUUUCAUUUACUGAUCAUUGUGUUGUUGGAAUUGAAGCAAAUAAGGAUAAUAUUGCUAAGGUAUGCUAUUUGUAUUAUUUUGGGGAUCAGAUAGUUUUUCCUAUAUGACAUUGACACGGUAUAAAAAUCAUUGUUUUCCUUGAGGUAACAUUAACAGUCUUUCCUUUUGAAUAAUAGAAAUUCAAUAAUAAAAAUAAACUUACAAUUAAAAACUAGAAAAUUAACAGUGUUUCAAAUGUUUUUUUUUUCUAAAUUUCAAAGAAUAAUCUAAAAAUUUGCAAAAAUAAAAAUUAUUAUUUUCAAAAUUACACACUAAAAUAACCUUAUUUUCAGAUCAUGCGUGAAUCUCUUAUGCUUGUCACCGCUUUGAAUCCACACAUUGGAUAUGAUAAUGCUGCAAAGAUUGCCAAGACUGCUCAUAAAAAUGGAACAACUUUGAAAGAAGAAGCAAUCAAAUUGGGCAUUCUUACAGCUGAACAAUUUGAUCAAUGGGUUAAGCCAGAGAAUAUGCUUGGACCAAAGUAA
Molecule: messenger RNA, 2813 nt
Organism: Caenorhabditis angaria
Lineage: Eukaryota; Metazoa; Nematoda; Chromadorea; Rhabditida; Rhabditidae
Source: the annotation of a GenBank genome assembly